CCCCGCCCCGCCCCCCUCUCGCAGGCUCGCACCACAAUCACACGAGCAGACAGGCACCAGGUCCCUUUCUGCCUUUCGCUUUCACUGCUCACCAUUUCCCGUCCUUGCGAGCCCUCUCGCCGUCGCGCGCCUCUUUUUCACCUCCCCCCCCCCCUCUCUCUGCCACGAACCUUUGCAGAAAGAAAGGCACACCCCGACCCCGAGAGCCGAACGCCUCCACCACCAACGCCAUCACCAGAGCCGCACAAAAGCGCGCGGCCGGGACGCGGGACAAAGCAACGCGGCAGCCUGUACUGCCGACUGCAGUUCCCCUCCCAGCCCCCGGCCAGUGCGGAGCCGCCCGUCGCUCGUGCUCUAUUAUCUGUCUCUCUCUUUCUCUCCGCCCUUACUCGCUGCGUGUAAGUCGCGCCAGUACGCGUACGGGCGCGACGCUCGUGCGCGGACAGACAUGUCCUCAGCGGCGGGCGGCGGAUACGGGGGCGGCGGCGAGCACCAGCACCUGCUGCUCGGGCAGGGCGCGGGGCAGCUCUACCACGUGCCGCAGCACAGCCGGCGCGAGAAGCUGCGGUUUCCGCCCGACCCGGCUGACUCGCCCCCGCCCGGCUCGUGGCCACUGCCCCCGCCGUUCUACUCCUACGCGUCCUCGUCGACAUCGUCCUACUCGCCACACAGCCCGACGCUGGCGCACCCGCACGCGCAGCUGGUCGCACACGCGCUGCCGGGCGGCGUGGCCCAGAUCCCGAGCCAGAACUUCGCGCUCUCGCUGUCCUCGGCGUGCUCGAACCCUCCGCCCGCGCCGCGGAGGCAGCUCGCCGCCGGUGCCGUCACGGGGCCGUACGGCCCCUUCACGGGGUACGCGGCGGUGUUAGGCCGGUCCAGGUUCCUCGGGCCCGCGCAGAAGCUGCUCGAGGAGAUCUGCGACGUCGGCGGAGGGCCCGCGCAGGUGGACCGGCGCUGCGACGAGGGGUUGCUCGACAUGGAUGCUAUGGACGCGGUGGAGGACGUGGACCAUGACAUGGAUGGCGGUGAUCGAGCACCCGCCGAGGCGGUCACUGUCUCCGGCACCGAGCAGCAGUGGAGGAAGACCAGGCUCAUCUCCCUCAUGGAAGACGUUUGCAAGCGAUACAAACAGUACUACCAGCAGCUACAAGCUGUGAUCUCCUCGUUUGAGGCCGUUGCGGGGCUGAGCAAUGCGGCCCCGUUUGCUUCUAUGGCCCUUCGGACAAUGUCGAAGCAUUUCAAGUGUCUGAAGAGCAUGAUUCUAAGCCAACUACGCAACACGAGUAAGAUCGCCGCCAAUGAUGGUAUCCGCAAGGAGGAUAUGGCGAACUUUGCUCUUAUGGGAGGUGGCGCAGGCCUCCUUAGGGGAAACAACGCCAAUGCGUUCAACCAACCUCACAACAUUUGGAGGCCGCAAAGGGGCCUUCCUGAGCGCGCGGUGUCCGUUCUUCGUGCAUGGCUGUUCGAACACUUCUUGCAUCCGUACCCAACUGAUAGUGAUAAACAUAUGCUGGCUAAACAAACGGGGUUAACAAGGAACCAGGUGUCAAACUGGUUUAUCAACGCAAGGGUGAGGCUCUGGAAGCCAAUGGUCGAAGAAAUUCACAACCUGGAGAUGCGGCAGCUGCAGAACAACUCAUCUCUCGACAAGAACCAGCUCGGGAUGCAACAAACCCAACAUUCAUCAGACAGCAGCGGGAAGCCUUCUGAUCCUUCAAGCUCGCAUUGGGGGCAAAGCAGCGGCGUGCCGAGGAACCUCAGCUCCCCGGCCACCCGGCACAUCCAAGACGAUCUAGCCCAGAUGCACCACGACAUGCAAGGCCAGGUGAGUUUUGCAUACAACGGGCUGGCCGCGCACCACAGCAACCUUGCAUUGUCAUACCCCCGGCAAGCUGAAGGUGUCGGCGUUGGCGUUGGUGGCGCCGCCAACGGCGGUGUGUCCCUCACCCUCGGCCUUCACCAGAACAACCGGACCUACAUCGCCGAGCCCCUUCCAGCUGCGCUUCCGCUCAACCUCGCGCACCGUUUCGGACUGGAGGACGUCAGCGACGCCUACGUGAUGGGGUCAUUCGGAGGCCCGGACCGGCAUUUCACCAAGGAGAUUGGUGGCCAUUUGGUCCAUGACUUUGUUGGUUGAUCAAGGAUAUGAGCCGCGGCACAAUAUGCAAAUGUGAUCCAGAUGUAUUGUACUAGAGGUAGGAUGGUUGAAGAAAAAGGGGCGCCCGUGUGCCUCCCAUGUAGAUCCAGGAAUCAAUGUUGUCAAUAUUUGACACUGUAGGGGCUAUAGAGGGCAUGACUAUACCUUCCAAGAUCUGUUGUAGUGAUGUACCCUAUUUGUUCUAAUCCCAGAUUAUUAAGCUUUGAACAUGUACUAUUCCUUUGACAUGCAAUUGAGGUGAUUCUAGA
This is a messenger RNA of Phragmites australis (common reed), 2406 nucleotides long. Its product is annotated as BEL1-like homeodomain protein 9. Gene Ontology annotation, biological process: regulation of transcription by RNA polymerase II. The record is from RefSeq and is a predicted model, not a curated record. Lineage: Eukaryota; Viridiplantae; Streptophyta; Magnoliopsida; Poales; Poaceae. Bases 449 to 2137 code for a protein of 562 amino acids. The transcript is spliced from 4 exons. Gene Ontology annotation, molecular function: DNA-binding transcription factor activity, RNA polymerase II-specific; RNA polymerase II cis-regulatory region sequence-specific DNA binding.